Chlorocebus sabaeus (green monkey) is the source of this 1710-nucleotide messenger RNA. RefSeq names its product chromosome 22 C3orf49 homolog (gene C22H3orf49). The record is from RefSeq and is a predicted model, not a curated record. NCBI's taxonomy places the organism in Eukaryota, Metazoa, Chordata, Mammalia, Primates, Cercopithecidae.
ACAACUCAAAGCGCGAGAGGGUGACAGGACUAAAUCCAAGUGUCUGCUGCCACCUUGUGGUGAGAAAUUCCAUCCCAGGCAGAAUUUGCUCUUCACCACGAAAUAAAUGGGGCAAUGUUGGAAGGGAGGGGUGGUUCAAGGUCUUCAAUUCAGCAAUGUACUUUGAGAGACCACUACAAAAUUUCAAGAUGUAAUGAAAACCACCCUUGGGGUACAUUUUGAGAUGUAAUGAAAACCACCCUUGGGGUACAUUUUGAGAUGUCCAAACAACAACUGGCCUUGUCACAUGUGUCCUACAGGACACAGAGAACAUUCACCAGCUGUAGCUGAGAGAUCUAACAGAAGCUCAACUUGUGUUAAUCAACAGAUCAUUCGUAUUCCUAUAGGUGCCUUCCCCUUCAGAGGUCAAAUAUGACUUCUGAAUGUGGUGGUCAAUUAAUGCAUGGGUGGUUUUUUUGUUGUUGUUUUGUUUUGUUUUGUUUUUUGCUAUCCAUAUGCCAGUGUUGAUGCAAUCAGAUCAUCAUUUCUGCAUUUGCCUGUUCAAGAAUCUGUGAAGUGUUCCACAAAGGUCCAUGGAAUUUCACACAGCUCAGUCAAAUACAUCACUGGUGACCUCUGUGAAGCUGUAAACAGGGCCAGUCCCACAAAUAAUGUCUCUGACACUUGGAAGGGAAUAAGGGAAAGACUAAAAGUUUCCUACAUAUUUUAUUCCAAAUAGCCCACACCUUGACAGUACAUUCAGUCACUGGAUGAUUUUGCAUCAAAAUCUGUAAGUUCGAGAACUGAAACAGUCCAAAACGGCUACUACAGUUGAAGUUGACAGCAAUGGCCCGACCUCAGCUGUAUCUACCAGAACCCUUUAAGAUUGCCUAUGGAAAAGUUGGACAGUGCCGAAGAUUCCAGCAACUCAAGAAGAAAAAUGGCUCAUUCAAAAGGAAGGGGAUAGAAAGAUGGCAUAGAGCUGUGUCUACCAACUUACUAAAACAAAAUGUAUUGGUCCCUAAAGAGGAGUCAUCCAGUGAUAGUGACAUGGGAUUUCAUGAAAGUCAACAAAAUCAGAAAAGAAAUUUGAUGACGAAAGUGAAGACUGCUUUUGGGAGGAUGCUGUCCUACAAGUGUAGAAGCAAGCUAGCAAGUGCCAGCAAAGAGGGCUCCACUGACCAUAAGGAAGCCCUACUGUCAAACACGCAGAGCCUUCUCCCUAGGAUUGUCAAGGAGCUUCCAUCUCCCAAGUUAUUUACAGCAAAAAUGAGAAAGCUUUCAGAGAAUGCGACUAUACAACUUGAUGUUGUAGAGGCAGAGACAGAGGAGAUAACCCAGGGAAAUACACUCCUUCGGGCCAGGAGAACCACCAAGCGGUUAUCUGUGACAUCUCUUCCUUCAGGACUACAAAAGGGGCCAUAUUCACCAAAAAAGAGACCACACUUUCCAGCACUUAAAAAGAAGAAGCAUGGCAUGAAAAACAUCCUUCGAAAAUCAGAUUUGACAGUAGGAAAGCUUCAAAUGCAGGUGGAUGACCUCAUAGAAACAGUGACUGAUAAAUCCAUGAAGCUAUUGGCCCAAAGACAUGCUGAGCUUCAACGGUGUGAGUUUCUGGGGGAUGAAAUUCUUCAGUCUUCUAAACAGUUCCAGAGGAUAUCCAAGAGAACCAUGAGGAAGUAUAAAUUUAAAAAUGUGUGUUUCCCAUGUACCUGCUGCUGCUGCUUCUGA